UCCUGUCGACUCUGCGGGGAAGCGCCAGAGAGACGAGACGACCAAGGAAGCUUUACGCCGUAUAAAGGGUAGACGGCAGCGUACCCACGCGACCGUGAUUUUGUGGCGGCCGGCGCAAUGCCAAACCCCCAAUACCGACAUGGCGUUGCUCCCGCCCCAAGACGGCUUAUUGCGGGCAUUUGUUUGGCAGUGUCCUUCUUCCUUCUUGCCGUGCUUGCCAUCUCCGAGUUUACCCCUGGCCGGAACGCGAAAAGGCCCACGCUAAGAGCCUUUCACGAAGGAGGCGCCGGUAGCUCGCCACUCUCCAAGGCGCGAGCCACACCCGCGGGCGACAAGUACCUGAUUGGGGUUGGGAAGGCUGAUAUCACCGGGCCUGUUGUGGAACUCAACUUGGCCGGCUAUGCUUCCAUCCCUCAAGUCGGAACUGGGCUUCGGCAGCGGCUCUACUCCAGGGCGUUCAUCAUAGGCGAUGUCGACAACCCCGACGACCGUUUCGUGUACCUCGUACUCGAUACGCAGUCCGGCGACACUGCGGUUCGGUACGGCAUCCUCGAGGGGCUGCAGGCCCUCGGCUCGUCCUACACCGUGUAUGGGCAGUCCAACGUGGCCGUGACUGGCACUCACUCACACAGCGGGCCCGGGGCUUGGUUCAACUACCUCUUGCCCCAGGUCACCAGUUUUGGGUUCGACAAACAGAGCUACCAGGCCAUUGUCGACGGUGCCGUGUUGUCAGUCAAGAGGGCCCACGAGUCUCUCACAACCGGAUAUCUCGACAUAGGCACCACAAAUAUCACCGAUGCCAACCUGAGUCGUAGUCUCUACGCAUACCUCGCCAACCCGGCCUCCGAGAGAGCUCAGUACAGCGACAGCGUUGAUAAGACCCUCACUCUCCUGCGGUUCCAGCGCGAGUCCGAUCUCAAAAACAUCGGCGUCCUGACCUGGUUCCCCGUGCACGGAACCUCCAUGCUUGAGAACAACACCCACAUCAGCGGCGACAACAAGGGGGUAGCCGCCUGGCUGUUUGAGCAAUCCGUAAAGGGCGACAGCCGGGCCGCGGACGGCUUCGUGGCGGGCUUCUCCCAGGCGAACGUUGGGGACACGACCCCCAACGUGCUGGGCGCCUGGUGCGACGACGGGUCCGGCCAGAUGUGCAGCCUCGAGAACAGCACCUGCGCCGACGGCAAGUCGCAGUCCUGCCAUGGCCGGGGGCCCGAGUUCCAGAAGCUCGACCUGGGCGUGUCGAGCUGCUACGAGAUUGGGCGCCGGCAAUACGCGGGAGCCAAGAAGCUCUACGAUGACCUCGACUCGACCUCCACCCCAGUCGCGGGAAGCACAGUCAAGUCCUUCCACAUCUACAAGGACAUGCGCUACUUCAGCUUCCCCCUCGACAACGGCACCACGGUAGAGACGUGCCCCGCCGCCCUGGGCUUCUCCUUCGCGGCCGGCACGACCGACGGCCCCGGCGCCUUCGACUUCACGCAGAACGACCCAGGCGCGCCCAACAACCCCCUCUGGUCCGUCGUGGGCGGCCUGCUCCGCGCGCCCUCCCCGCGCCAGGUUGCCUGCCAGGCGCCCAAGCCGGUGCUCCUCGACGUCGGCGAGAUGGACGCGCCCUACGCCUGGGCCCCCAACGUCGUCGACAUCCAGGCCCUGCGCGCCGGCCAGCUGCUCGUCGUCGUGUCCCCCUCCGAGGCGACGACCAUGGCCGGGCGCCGGUGGCGCGCCGCCGUCGCUGCUGCCGCUUCGGAGGAGCUCGGCCUCGGGCAGACGCCGCACGUCGUUCUCGCCGGCCCGGCCAACACGUACGCCCACUACGUCGCCACACCGGAGGAGUACGCCAUCCAGCGCUACGAGGGCGCUAGCACGCUGUACGGCCCUUGGCAGCUGCCCGCCUACGUCAACCUGACGGUCGAGAACCUGCGGUAUCUAUCGCCCACCGCCGCCGCCGCGAGCGCCGCCCCCGACCCGGGCCCGUCGCCGCCGGACAACCGCCAGAAGAGCCUGUCGUUUAUUGCGGGCGUGGUGCAGGACGGGGCGCCGAUCGGGAGCGCGUUCGGGCGGUGCACGGCGCUGCGGCCGGGGAAGGGGCCGUUCCCCGCGGCGGGUGGGGUCGUCGUGGAGGCGACGUUCGUGGGCGCGAACCCGAGGAAUGAGUUGAGGCUCGGGGACACGUUCGCGGCGGUGGAGCGGCUUGGUGGUGGUGGUGGUGAUGGGGGGUCGUGGACGAGGGUGCGGGAUGAUGCGGAUUGGGACCUUGUGUUCUCGUGGAAGCGCACGAACUGGCUGCUUGGGUAUAGCGAGGUGGUUGUCAGCUGGGAGACGGGGGUUGGGGAGGUCAGGCCGGAGCCGGGGACGUAUCGGUUGCGGUAUUUUGGAAACGCGAAGAGUUUGCUGGGGAAGAUCACGGCGUUUUCGGGCGCGAGUGAUAGCUUUGAGCUGGUGUGAGUAUGCUGGGGAUAUAUGAAGGAAUGAUCUUUAAUCUCUAAUCCUCUGGUUGAUACGGCUUAUAUCUUGGACAUACCAUUCCCACCGGCAUUUAGACCUUGAGAAGCAGGACACUAUUUGAUACUUAAACCCGCCUCUUCACUUUCUUAUUUGCCCGUCUUAAUACCGUCCGUGUUGCUUUUUUGUUUCAUCAAGCCAAUCUGGGCAGCAAUGACGACGAGGACGGGUAGGAGUAGGAGUAGCUGAGUAAUUUGAAAAGUAUCGUUCUGGCUAAGAGAGAAUAAAUACCUGCCUAGAGUUUGAUUCAAAUUCCGCAAUUCAUUAACCAUGAGUCUCAUCUUCCCAUAUCAAAUGAUAAACACCGACUCCUCCAAUCCUAGCGAACGAACCACAACACCCCUUGACCACCCAGCAAUUAAC
Messenger RNA from Phialemonium atrogriseum, 2865 nucleotides. RefSeq names its product Neutral/alkaline nonlysosomal ceramidase. NCBI's taxonomy places the organism in Eukaryota, Fungi, Ascomycota, Sordariomycetes, Cephalothecales, Cephalothecaceae. The coding region runs from base 118 to 2445 and encodes 775 amino acids. Gene Ontology annotation, biological process: ceramide catabolic process; sphingosine biosynthetic process; long-chain fatty acid biosynthetic process. The transcript has 3 exons. Gene Ontology annotation, molecular function: N-acylsphingosine amidohydrolase activity. Gene Ontology annotation, cellular component: extracellular region. The record is from RefSeq and is a predicted model, not a curated record.